Messenger RNA from Tribolium madens (black flour beetle), 668 nucleotides. RefSeq names its product 60S ribosomal protein L26 (gene RpL26). Gene Ontology annotation, biological process: ribosomal large subunit biogenesis; cytoplasmic translation. Gene Ontology annotation, cellular component: ribosome; cytosolic large ribosomal subunit. Gene Ontology annotation, molecular function: RNA binding; structural constituent of ribosome. The record is from RefSeq and is a predicted model, not a curated record. Bases 180 to 632 code for a protein of 150 amino acids. Lineage: Eukaryota; Metazoa; Arthropoda; Insecta; Coleoptera; Tenebrionidae. The transcript has 4 exons.
AAUCUUCAAUUUACAAAACCCGGAUUAAAACAAAUAUAACGAUUAAUUUUGCUUUAUAUUUUUAAAAUUUUAUUUGAAUUUUGCCACCACUUUAUCUAGUUCUGCGCAGCCGCCUGAGUAAUUUCUCUUUUCCGGUGAAGUUUGUGUUGCUGUUGUCGGAGUGACAAACAGUGUUUGACAUGAAGUUCAACAAAUUAGUUACUGCUUCGAGAAGCAAAAAUAGGAAACGGCAUUUCACGGCGCCGUCUCAUGUCAGGAGGCGACUUAUGUCUGCCCCCUUGUCGAAAGAACUGAGACAGAAGUACAACGUGCGUACGAUGCCCAUACGCAAAGAUGACGAAGUUCAAGUAGUGAGGGGCCACUACAAGGGACAGCAAGUAGGCAAAGUUGUCCAAGUGUACAGGAAAAAGUUCGUUAUUUACAUUGAACGAAUUCAAAGAGAAAAGGCCAAUGGGGCUACUGUUUACGUUGGAAUCCAUCCUUCCAAGGCCGUAAUUGUUAAACUUAAAAUGGACAAGGAUAGGAAGAAGAUCAUUGACCGCAGAGCCAAGGGCAGAUUGGCCGCUUUGGGCAAAGACAAGGGCAAAUACACAGAAGAAUCAGCGUCGGCAACAGCUGUUGAGACAUCUUAACUUUUGUGUAUUUAUUAUAAUAAAAGAAAAUUUGUA